Messenger RNA from Fraxinus pennsylvanica, 5466 nucleotides. The record is from the annotation of a GenBank genome assembly. Lineage: Eukaryota; Viridiplantae; Streptophyta; Magnoliopsida; Lamiales; Oleaceae.
AUGAAUUGGGUUAUUAUAUCUGAAUAUUUACCCAAUGAUCGGAUGGAUGAUGCAUCAAGUCUUCCUUCACGGGUUAAGAAGACUGAUGGCAGGGAAAUUGAGAGCUUCUACAAACAAUACUACGAGAACUAUGUUUUGGCGCUUAACAAGGGGGAGAAAGCUGAUAGGGCUCAGCUUGGCAAAGCUUACCAGACAGCUGGUGUGCUGUUUGAAGUGCUUUGUGCAGUUAAUAAGACUGAAAAAGUCGAGGAAGUAUCUCCCGAGAUUAUGGCUGCAGCAAAUGAUGUCCAGGCAAAGAAGGAAAUCUAUGCUCCCUAUAACAUUCUCCCUCUGGAUUCUGCUGGGGCGUCACAGUCCAUCAUGCAGCUAGAUGAGGUGAAAGCUGCUGCGGCCACUUUAUGGAACACUCGAGGCUUAAAUUGGCCGGCCUCAUUUGAACAGCAGAGGCAGAAAGCAGGGGAGUUGGACCUUCUUGAUUGGCUGAGGGCUAUGUUUGGGUUUCAGAAGGAUAAUGUCAGGAACCAGAGGGAGCAUUUGAUUUUAUUGCUUGCAAAUAUUCACACAAGGCUAAUCCCCAAGCCCGAACCACUAAGCAGACUUGAUGAUAGAGCUGUUGAUGCCUUUGUGAACAAGCUUUUCAAGAACUACAAAACAUGGUGUAAAUAUUUGGGAAGAAAACACAGCUUAAGGCUCCCUCAAAAGCAGCAAGAAGUGCAACAGAGAAAGUUACUAUACACGAGCCUUUAUCUUCUUAUCUGGGGGGAAGCAGCUAACAUACGCUUCAUGCCAGAGUGCCUGUGCUAUAUUUUUCACAAUAUGGCAUAUGAACUUCAUGGUCUCUUAGCUGGAAAUGUCAGCAUUGUUACUGGAGAAAACAUCAAGCCUUCUUAUGGUGGGGAUGAUGAAUCUUUCUUGCGGAAAGUUAUAACACCCAUUUAUCGAGUGAUUGAAACGGAAGCCAAGAAAAGCAAAAAUGGGAAAUCCUCACACUCAACCUGGUGCAACUACGAUGAUCUAAAUGAGUAUUUCUGGUCUUCGGAUUGCUUCUCUUUGGGUUGGCCCAUUCGUGACGAUGGUGAGUUUUUCAAAUCAACACGAGCUGUAGCACAGGGGAAACAAGCUUCUCAGAAAAAGCCUGGAUAUAUGGGGAAAUCAUUUUUUGUGGAAACCAGGAGCUUUUGGCAUAUUUUCCGAAGUUUUGAUCGUCUUUGGACAUUUCUCAUACUUGGACUGCAGGUCAUGAUUAUCAUUGCAUGGAGUAACGUCUCUUUAUUUGAUAUCUUCCAAAAGGAUGUCUUAUAUAAACUUUCCAGUAUAUUUAUCACAGCAGCCUUUCUCCGCUUCCUUCAGAGUAUUUUGGACCUCCUACUAAACUUCCCAGGUUAUCUUCGAUGGACAUUCACUGAUGUUUUGAGGAACAUUCUCAAGAUAAUUGUCAGCCUUGCAUGGUUCAUUAUCCUUCCUAUAUGCUAUCUACACCAAGACAAUUCAUUUUCAUUUUUCAAUAUCGAUGAUGUGCUCUCAUUCCUUGACAAAGUUAAGGGUGUACCUCCUUUAUAUAUCUUGGCUGUGGUAGUGUACCUGCUGCCAAAUUUAUUGGCGGCAAUUCUAUUUGUAUUCCCAAUGCUCAGACGUAGGAUUGAGAACUCGGAUUGGUUAAUUGUAAGGUUUCUCCUAUGGUGGUCGCAGCCAAGAAUCUAUGUUGGAAGGGGAAUGCAUGAAAGUCAAUUCACACUGAUCAAGUAUACUCUCUUUUGGGUGCUGCUUCUGUGUUCUAAAUUCGCGUUUAGUUAUUUUAUGAUGAUAAAACCUCUGGUAAAGCCCACGAAAGAUAUAAUGAAUAUUCAUCGUAUUGAAUAUGCUUGGCAUGAGUUUUUCCCUGAUGCUAAGCACAACUAUGGUGCUGUUCUCGCACUUUGGGCCCCAGUUAUUUUGGUUUAUUUUAUGGACCCUCAGAUUUGGUAUGCUAUAUACUCCACCCUGUAUGGAGGUUUUAUUGGGGCCUUUGGUCGUCUUGGCGAGAUACGAACUCUUAGUAUGCUAAGGUCGCGCUUUCAUUCUUUACCUGGUGCAUUCAACACUUAUCUGGUACCUUCCGACAAAAAUCGAAAAAGAGGGUUUUCUCUCUCAAAGCGCUUUCACGAGGUUACAGCAAGUAAGAGAACUGAAGCUGCAAAAUUUUCUCAGUUAUGGAAUGAAGAACUAAAAUUGGUACUAUUCACCUCCAGGGAGAUGGAUUUGCUCCUCGUUCCAUAUUCAUCAGAUCUUAGCCUAAAAUUAAUUCAGUGGCCUCCUUUUUUACUUGCUAGCAAGAUUCCAAUUGCGUUGGAUAUUGCAGUUCAAUUUCGAACAAAGGAUGCUGACCUUUGGAAGCGUAUAUGUGCUGAUGAGUACAUGAAAUGUGCUGUUGUCGAAUGCUAUGAAUCAUUCAAACUUGUUCUAAAUGCCUUGAUUGUUUGGGAAACUGAAAAAAGGAUAAUUGGAAUCAUCUUUAAAGAAGUUGAAAGCAACAUACACAAGAGCACGUUCCUUGCGAAUUUCAGAAUGAAGCCUUUACCUAAUCUUUAUAAAAAGUUUGUAGAGCUUGUGGAGAUAUUGAAAGACGGUGAUCCAUCCAAGAAAGAUAGAGUGGUUUUGUUGUUGCAAGAUAUGUUAGAAGUAGUUACCCGUGACAUGAUGGUGAAUGAGAUCCGUGAACUGGCUGAACUUAGUCAUAGUAGCAAGGAUAGUGGAAGGCAACUUUUUGCCAAUACUCCAAAUACAGCACAAUGGGAAGAGCAGAUACGGCGUCUUUAUCUGCUCUUAACAGUAAAAGAAUCUGCAAUUGAUGUGCCAACAAACCUUGAAGCACGCCGGAGGAUAGCAUUUUUCACAAAUUCGCUCUUUAUGGAUAUGCCGCGUGCACCUAGAGUUCGCAAAAUGCUUUCAUUCAGUGUCAUGACUCCGUACUACAGCGAGGAAACUGUCUAUUCCAAGAGUGACCUUGAAAUGGAGAACGAAGAUGGUGUAUCAAUCAUAUAUUACCUUCAAAAAAUUUAUCCAGAUGAAUGGAAUAACUUCAUGGAGCGUGUAAAUUGCAAAGAGUAUGAGAUUUGGGAAAAUGAAGAGAACAUACUGCAGCUACGUCACUGGGCCUCCUUGAGAGGACAAACUCUUUGCAGAACAGUGAGAGGAAUGAUGUAUUACAGACGGGCUUUGAAGCUUCAGGCUUUUCUCGACAUGGCUACCGAAAACGAGAUACUUGAAGGAUACAAAAGUAUAACAGCACCGUCAGAGGAAGAUAGGAAAAGCCAAAGAUCCUUAUAUUCUGAAUUAGAAGCUGUAGCUGACAUGAAAUUCACAUACGUUGCCACCUGUCAGAACUAUGGGAACCAGAAACGCAGUGGAGAUCGUCGUGCAACUGACAUUUUGAAUUUGAUGGUUAAUAAUCCAUCCCUCCGUGUAGCAUAUAUAGAUGAAGUCGAAGAAAUGAAAGGUGGAAAAAACCAAAAGGUUUAUUAUUCAGUAUUGGUAAAAGCUGUUGAUGAUCUUGAUCAGGAAAUUUACCGCAUAAAGUUGCCUGGCUCAGCAAAAAUUGGAGAAGGGAAACCUGAAAACCAAAACCAUGCUAUUAUUUUUAGUCGUGGGGAAGCUCUUCAGACCAUAGAUAUGAAUCAGGACAAUUAUUUAGAAGAAGCUUUUAAGAUGCGGAACCUUCUCGAGGAAUUUAACGAGGAUCACGGGGUGAGACCACCUACAAUUUUGGGUGUUCGUGAACAUAUCUUCACUGGAAGCGUGUCAUCAUUGGCUUGGUUUAUGUCAAAUCAAGAAACCAGCUUUGUCACCAUUGGUCAAAGGGUUCUUGCAAGACCUUUGAAGGUGCGAUUCCACUAUGGACAUCCAGAUGUAUUUGAUAGAAUAUUUCACAUCACUCGUGGUGGAAUUAGCAAAGCUUCAAGAGGUAUUAAUCUCAGCGAGGAUAUAUUUGCUGGUUUUAAUUCAACUCUAAGACGUGGAAAUGUUACUCACCAUGAAUAUAUCCAAGUUGGCAAGGGACGAGAUGUUGGCCUCAACCAAAUAUCACUUUUUGAAGCCAAAGUUGCAUGUGGUAAUGGGGAACAGACACUCAGCCGUGAUAUCUACAGAUUAGGGCAUCGUUUUGACUUCUUCCGCAUGCUGUCAUGUUACUAUACAACCACUGGGUUUUAUGUCAGUUCAAUGUUGGUAGUUCUUACUGUCUACGCGUAUUUGUAUGGCAAGCUCUAUCUUGCAGUGAGUGGACUAGAGAAAACCAUAGUCAAAUUUGCAAGAGCUAAGGGAGAUGAAGCGCUGAAGGUUGUCAUGGCAUCACAGUCUAUUGUUCAACUAGGUCUUUUGAUGUCGUUGCCCAUGGUCAUGGAAAUUGGUCUAGAGCGAGGCUUUAGAACUGCUUCUGGUGAUAUAAUAAUUAUGCAGCUUCAGCUGGCAUCCGUCUUCUUUACUUUCUCUCUUGGCACAAAACUCCAUUACUUUGGAAGGACAAUUUUACAUGGUGGAGCCAAAUACAGAGCCACUGGGCGUGGAUUUGUCGUGCGACAUGAAAAGUUUGCUGAGAACUACAGAAUGUACUCUAGGAGUCAUUUUACUAAAGCGAUGGAACUGUUGAUUUUGCUUAUAACAUAUCAUGCUUAUGGCUCAGCAGUAAACAAUUCUACUGCUUUCUUUUUUCUUACUAUCACAAUGUGGUUUCUUGUGGGCUCCUGGUUGUUUUCUCCUUUUCUUUUCAAUCCUUCCGGAUUUGAAUGGCAGAAAAUAGUGGACGACUUUGAAGAUUGGACUAAGUGGAUAAGUAAUCGUGGCGGGAUUGGUGUUCCUGCAACCAAGAGUUGGGAGUCCUGGUGGGAUGAGGAACAAGAGCAUCUCCAGCACACUGGUUUAAUAGGCCGUUUCUGGGAAAUUGUACUUUCUCUGCGCUUUUUCAUCUACCAGUACGGAAUCGUUUAUCAUUUGCAUGUGGCCCAGAAGGACAAAAGUAUCGUGGUUUAUGGUCUAUCCUGGCUGGUUAUUGUUGCUGUGAUGCUCAUUCUAAAGAUUGUCUCCAUGGGAAGGAAGAAAUUCAGUGCAGAUUUUCAGCUGAUGUUUAGACUUCUGAAACUAUUUCUGUUUAUUGGCUUCAUAGUUAUAUUGGUCUUUUUCUUUACAUUCCUUGAACUCAGAGUUGGAGACAUUUUUGCGAGUUUACUAGCUUUCAUGCCAACUGGAUGGGCUCUUCUGCAGAUAGCACAAGCUUGCAGGCCAAUAGUGAAGGGAGUCGGAAUGUGGAGAUCUGUUAAAGCUCUAGCCAGAGGAUACGAGUAUAUAAUGGGGAUAGUGAUCUUUACGCCUGUGGCAGUCUUGGCCUGGUUCCCAUUUGUCUCUGAGUUCCAAACUAGGCUGCUUUUCAACCAGGCAUUCAGCAGAGGGCUACAGAUUCAACGUAUUCUGGCUGGUGGAAAGAAGCAAAAGUAA